AGAGUACGUGAAGGAGACCAGUACGUGAAGGAGUCAGUGGCCUUAGAAGACGCAGUAAGAAAAAAAGAAGCAUCCUUGAAUUACGAGCAACUGGAAGUUUACAAUAAAAUUAUCACAAGUGUAGAUGCAAAUGACCGUCGAAUAUUCUUCUUAGACGCUCCAGGUGGAACUGGUAAAACCUUCCUUAUUAAUUUACUUUUGGCGAAAGUAAGUACUCACGGCAUUGCCCUGGCUGUGGCGUCGUCCCUCAUAGCUGCUACAUUACUUGAAGGUGGUCAAACUGCUCAUGAUACUUUUAAGUUACCACUUAAUUUAAUCACUGCCGAGACUCCCAUUUGCAACAUCUCCAAACAAAGUAAUUUUGCUGAAGUUUUAGAAAGUACAAAAAUAAUCGUGUGGGACGAAAUAACGAUGGCUCAUACAGGUGGUAUUGAAGCUUUAAACAGAUCACUGAGGGAUAUAAGGGGUAAUGCAAAAUUAAUGGGUGGCGUAACAGUUUUGCUGGCCGGAGACUUUCGGCAGACUCUAUCAGUGGUGGCAAAAGGAACCAGAGCUGACGAAGUGAAGUCGUGCAUUAAAAAAUCUAAUUUGUGGCCCCAGGUUAAUAUUCUUGAGCUCUCUAAAAAUAUGAGAGCACAUUUGGGCGGGGAUGAGUCUGCUGGUAGAUCUUCUUAA
This is a messenger RNA of Leptinotarsa decemlineata (Colorado potato beetle), 675 nucleotides long. RefSeq names its product ATP-dependent DNA helicase pif1-like. The record is from RefSeq and is a predicted model, not a curated record. Lineage: Eukaryota; Metazoa; Arthropoda; Insecta; Coleoptera; Chrysomelidae.